Messenger RNA from Meriones unguiculatus (Mongolian gerbil), 2852 nucleotides. RefSeq names its product nei like DNA glycosylase 1 (gene Neil1). The record is from RefSeq and is a predicted model, not a curated record. Bases 1417 to 2595 code for a protein of 392 amino acids. The transcript has 10 exons. Gene Ontology annotation, biological process: base-excision repair. Gene Ontology annotation, molecular function: damaged DNA binding; zinc ion binding; DNA N-glycosylase activity. Lineage: Eukaryota; Metazoa; Chordata; Mammalia; Rodentia; Muridae. Gene Ontology annotation, cellular component: nucleus.
AUCGUCUAGGUUACUUUCCUAUUUCUUCAACAAAACACUAUGACCAAGGCACCUUAAUAGAACAGUUUGUUGGGGCUUACAGUUUCAGAGAGUGAGUUCACGACCAUUAUGGCCAGGUGCAUGCCAUCUGGAAGGUAGGCAUGGCACUGGACAGCAGCUGAGAACUUACAUGUUGAGACACAAGAAGGAGGCAGAGAGAGAGAGUGUUCACUGGGGAUGGUUUGGGCUUUUGAAACCUCAAAACCCACCCCAAAUGACACAACUUCUAUAACAAGGCCACACCUCCCAAUUUUUCCAGAACAGUUCCUCCAAGUGGGGACCAAAUAUUCAAAAACAUAAAGUUCUCAUUCAAAGCACCACAGUGGCCCACACCCAUUAUAACCCCAAUUCUUACUGGGGAGGCAUCGGAAAGAAGAUUAGAGGAAGCUGGGGGCCGGUUUGAGGUCCAGGCCAAUCAGGAAUACGAAGCAAGACCCUCUCUUUAAUCUUCCUCACCCAAAAAUAAAACUGAUAAGUAAAUAAAUGGAUAAUUGGAGAGCGAGAAAAAGAUAUAGUAUGGAGAAGGGUAAAUCAGGCCUGUGGGUCAUGCCAGGUAAAUACAAAGCGCCCAGCCGGAGCUUUCCUUCUCCCUCUAUACUUCUUAAUCCUUCUACUUCCACCCCCAGCUCAGGCCUAACAACAAUUCUCUCUCCUCUUGUCCUCACCUACCCCACCCCCAAGCGCCCACCCCUGGCCACAGACACACAGGACAACUUCCUCAAGUUCUGUUCCUGCACUUUGAAUUGGUCCGUUGUGCCUGGCAAGAAGGUCUACACUUCUUGUGCCUGAGGCUGUGGCAGUCAGACCAAGCUUUUGUGCCUACCUAACUCCUGACUCGACCUAUGGCUGCCACAGACAGAAGCCCGUGUCCUUGCCGGAUGCGCUUGCCACUCGGUAGGCGGUGCUGAUGUUGUUUAUAUGCUAUGGCUGACUGCACUGACGGCCAUUUGGGGUCCCCAGGGACUGUUUGUCGUGCACCUGUGUCUUGCACAGAGCUGCAGGUGGCUCUACACAGUGCUGUUUCCGGCCUGCGGGUGUCAACUCUGGCCAGGCUAACUGGUGGCUUCAACUGCAGACACAGCUGCGAUUCCCGGCACCAUUCUGACCGCGGCUCCGCUCUCCGUAAGACGGGCUCUCUUGCCACCUCCCGGCGACGCGACGGCUCCAGAGCUAGCUCGACAGCCGGGGUUUCCGUGAGUAAGGAACUCCAGUCCAGACUGCGCCGCCUUCCCGAGGAACUACACUUCCCAGCGGGUGCCGGAGCGACUGUGUCAUCUCUCUGCGUUCCCUGAGGUUCCGCACGCGCUAGGAUUAACCCCUUAGUGGCUGCAGCCUGAAGUUGAGCAGCCGGCUCAGGGCCCAGCCUGCUCCUUCAGAAUGCCAGAGGGCCCGGAGCUGCACCUGGCCAGCCUCUUUGUGAAUGAGAUGUGUAAGGGGCUGGUGUUUGGCGGCUGUGUGGAGAAGUCCUCUGUCAGCCGAAACCCCGAGGUGCCUUUUGAGAGCACGGCCUACCACAUCUCAGCUUUAGCCCGAGGCAAGGAGUUGCGCCUGACACUGAGCCCCCUGCCUGGGGCCCAGCCCCCUCAGAAGCCACUGUCCCUUGUGUUCCGCUUUGGUAUGUCUGGAUCCUUCCAGCUGGUGCCUGCAGAUGCGCUGCCGCCCCACGCCCAUCUACGUUUUUACACGGCCCCCCCUGGCCCCCAGCUGGCCCUUUGCUUCGUGGACAUCCGCCGCUUUGGCCGCUGGGACUCUGGCGGUGAAUGGCAGCCAGGCCGGGGGCCCUGUGUCUUGCUGGAGUAUGAACGGUUCAGGAUGUGGGAUGGGUCUCAUGCACGUAGCCUGUGUCCCUCCAGGGAGAACGUACUUCGGAACCUGUCAGACAAAGCCUUUGACCGGCCCAUCUGUGAGGCCUUGCUGGACCAGAGGUUCUUCAAUGGCAUUGGCAACUAUCUGCGGGCAGAGAUCUUGUACCGGCUGAAGAUCCCCCCUUUUGAGAAGGCCCGCACAGUUCUGGAGGCCCUGCAGCAGUGCCGGCUGAGCCCAGAGCUGACCCUGAGCCAGAAGAUUAAGGCCAAACUGCAGAACCCAGACCUGCUAGAACUGUGUCACUUGGUGCCCAAGGAAGUGGUUCAGCUGGGGGGCAAAGGCUACGGGCCAGAGCGUGGAGAGGAGGAUUUUGCUGCCUUUAGAGCCUGGCUGCGGUGCUAUGGCAUGCCAGGCAUGAAUUCUCUUCGAGACCGGCAUGGCCGUACCAUCUGGUUCCAGGGUGAUCCCGGACCCUUGGCACCCAAAGGGGAUAGAUCCCGAAAAAAGAAGUCACAGAAAACACAGCUGGGAGCUGAGGACAGAAAAGAGGACCUUCCACUUUCAAGCAAGUCCAUUUCCAGGACUCAGAGGGCCAGGAAACACCCUCCUACGAGUAUAGCUCAACAGCCUAACGGGAUCAGCCUCCAACAAAACUCGGGAACCCCUACAGCCCUUGAGAAAGGAAAGAGAAGGGGGCGACAGGCAACCACAGGUCGCCGCAGACCCCGAAAGAGUAAGGCUGAUACCUAAUCCAGAGAGGCAGAGAUCUUCAGCCUCAUAGAUAGAGGUCUCCUUGCUUGGUACUCGCUCUCCUGUUGCCUUGCUAUGAAUCUAGGGGCAUGUCUGAAUCCCUACACACAGUAUUUGUAGGGCUGUAUGCCCUAGGCCCUGUGAUUUUUCCUGCACAACUGUUUCUUGAGACAGGGUCUCAUACAUCCUAGGCUGGCCUUGAGCUCAUUAUGUACCUGAAUAUGACAUUAAACUCGUGAUUGAUCUUCCUGCCUUUA